Messenger RNA from Balearica regulorum gibbericeps (East African grey crowned-crane), 3928 nucleotides. Lineage: Eukaryota; Metazoa; Chordata; Aves; Gruiformes; Gruidae. The record is from RefSeq and is a predicted model, not a curated record.
CCCGCCCAGCCCGGCAGCGCCGGCCUGAAGUUCGGGCUGUUGCCGCCGGAGCUGCACGCCCGCCUGCUGGACCAGGAGGACUACAAGAGCCGCACGCAGGCCGUGGAGGAGCUGAAGAGGGUGGUUGGAGGCGUCAGCCAGGCUGCGGUGGCCUCCACGCCUGCCCCCAGCCUCCUGGGGCUCAUCAGCUUCCUUUACACCCUCCUCGCUGACUCCAACUUCAAGGUGGUGCUCGGGGCGUUGGAGGGGAUCCAUCUGCUGGCCCUGCGCCUGGGCGACCGGGUCCAGGCCUUCCUGGCGCCUCUGGUCUCUGCUGCUGCUAAAGUCCUGGGGGACAACAAGCUGGCCAUCCGGCAGGAGUACAACCGCCUGUUCCUGCGGCUGAUGAAGGCGGCGGGUCCUCAGCAGGUGCUGGGGCUGCUGCUGCAGCAGGAGCAUCUGCAGCACAAGAACUCCAAAGUCCGCGAAGAGGUGGUCAACAUCUGCAUCGUGGCCCUCCUCACUUACCCUGGUGAGGAGCUGGACUUGGCCAAGCUGGCGUUUGGGCUGGCCCCAGCACUGGUGGACAGCAAGCGCAGGGUCCGGCAUGCUGCCAUGGAAGCUUUUGCUGUGCUGGCGUCUUCCAUGGGCCCCGGAAAAACCGCCCUUCUCUUCAAGGCGGUGGAUGCCGUGGAACUGGAGGACAACGGGGAUGGGGUGAUGCAUGCGGUGCAGGCCAGGCUGGCCAGGAAGACUUUGCCAAAGCUAGUAGACCAAGGGUUUGUAGAGUAUGCCGUGCCCUUGCCAUCAUCUGGUCAUAACAGGGGGUCCUGCAUACCCCCCGGAGCAGAUACAGACUGGUUGUUGAUGGGCGGCAGGACUCAGAGUGCACACAGUUACUGUGGGUAUCAUGCAAGGGACGAUGCUCUGCAAAACUCCAGCUCGCACAGUGCAUGUGCUGACCAAGGGAUAAGUCCAAGAAGAGUCCUGAGUGCGGGCAAAGGGAAAAACAAACUGCCUUGGGAAAAUGAGCACGCUGGAGACAGGGAAGGUGGUUCAGGAGUCAAGAUGCCUUUCACAAAGGGUGUGGAGCAGUUCUCUACAUCAAAUGAUUUUCUUCAUUCUCCAAAAUUAAGGCUGUCUCAAGGAGUACCAGUCAGUGAUGAGGUUUUUUUUAGUAGAAAAAGAUCUUCAAGGAAUCUAUUUCAGAACAGUAUAGAUUUUAACUCUGACCAUUCUUCUGUUUGUGCUGCAGGUGCUAUGGGCUCUCAUCAGCCGCAAAGUUCAGGGAGAUGUGGAACACUUGGAUACACACAGACACGUGGCAAGAGUGGUAGUGUGGACUCUGAUUUACAGUUUUUAGGAUUAAAUAACUGUCAGCAGGAAAAAGUUUGUGCCAGCCUAAAUUUUUCCAGCAAGACCCCGAGAAGUUUCUGCAAUCAAGCAGAGCAGACGCUGUCCUUCCAAGGUCCUAACGCAAGCCAGGGCGCCUUCAUUCUGCCGUCUUACCCCCUGUCAUCGCCCAGGAACAGCCCAAAGCACGUCUCCCCUCCAGCUGACUCCCCAAAGAAGUCACAAGAUAAUACCAUCAGCUUCUCAAACUCCUGGCCUCUGAAAAGCUUUGAAGGACUGCCUAAGCCUAGUGCACAGACGCAGCUGCUCAGUCAGAAGGCAGGAGACAGUACAGGUAGGGGGGAGAACUUGCAGGAGAAACAUGCUCCUCUGCAGCUGAAACCCACCCUGGUGAGACACCCAGCUUCCCGCAGGGGCCUGAACGGGACCAGACCCGUGCCCCCCAUACCCCGCCUCGCUAGCCCGCUGCCCGAUAGGAUCGAUUUUAAUGUCACAAAGUGGAGAAAUGAAGAGUGUGAGGACGUGUGGCUGAAUGAGGUGGAUAGGAAGCUUGCAGCUCAUCUUUCAGAGCUAAACGUUGAUGGCGAGGAAGUGGACCAAGAAGAGAUGCAGAAUUCACUCAGAUCCCUACGAAACAGUGCAGCUAAGAAAAGGGCAAAGCUAAGCAGCAACAUUUCAGACCUCGAAAGUCCCGAUUCUGCUCUUAAACUUGAUCUGUCUGCGGAGUCCCCUUGCCCGAGCGCGGGUUCCUGCAGUGAAAGCGGAAUUUACAGCCAGGAGUCUCUGACCUCGCCGGUGUCCGCAGUUCCGCAGAGGAGGAGAAUAACGUCAGACACCCUUCCACUACUUGGCAGCAAAUCACAGCCUGCAAGACUAUCUUCAGCAAGAAACAGAGACUCAAAUGUGGCAGAGCAGAACUCCAGCACAGAGUCAACAUCUAGUUUUCCAGAGAUGAACAAUCUAGAUUUCAUUUCACCAAGUGUCCUGUCUGAAGAUGCAGUUGUAAUUGUUGGUAAAGGUGUUUUUGGAGGCCCUCCUUCUGCACGGACAUACAGCCGGUCCCUGAGCUGUGUAGCGAACGGAGAAGACCAGGAUGCCCAGGAGGAGACGGAACCAUCAGCAGGGACCUGUGGGAGAGGCAUCCAGCAGAACAGGGCUGCUCAUCUCCGCCUUGACAGGGAGAGAGAGAUAAAAGUUGCCAUGUCAAAAUCUGCCCAAGAUAAGAUGAGACGGAAGAAGAAAGAAGAGAAAGAACAGAGUCAUAAAGAACAUCAGGAAGACAAAGACCCCGAGGAAAAGGAAGGAAACCCUUGGGAAAGGCUUAAACUGAAUGAACCAGAGAAAAUGACAACAGAAAAUGACGUUUCUUUUGGGGCACGAGGCCGCUAUAAAGACCGGACCCCGUCAGUCACUCACAGCCCAGAAAUAAUGGACCCGUCAGAGCUGCAGCCCUUCUCAAAACCCGAAGUGGCGCUGACGGAAGCCCUGACCUUUUUAGCUGAUGAGGACUGGGAGAAGAAAAUCGAAGGUCUGAACUUUGUUAGAUGCUUGUCUGCCUACCAUGCGACUAUUCUGACUGCAAAGCUACACGAAACAAGUUUGGCUGUGGCUCAAGAGGUCAAGAAUUUACGCUCAGGUGUUUCCCGAGCUGCUGUGGUCUGUUUAGGGGAUUUGUUCACCUACCUGAAAAAGAGCAUGGAUCAAGAAGUAGAUAAUACAGUAAAAGUCCUUUUGCACAAAGCUGGUGAAUCCAACACAUUUAUAAGGGAAGAGGUAGACAAAGCACUGAAGGCUAUGGUUAAUAAUGUGACUCCAGCACGUGCACUUUGUUCUCUUAUAAAUGGAGGGCAAAGAUAUUAUGGUCGAAAGAUGCUCUUCAGUAUGAUGACUCAUCCUGAUUUUGAUAAAACGCUUGAAAAGUAUGUGCCGGCCAAGGAUUUGCCUUACAUUAAGGAAUCUGUUAGCAAUCUACGUGAAAAGGGUUUGGGGGAGAUGCCAUUAGAUACACCCUCAGCAAAAGGAAGACGUUCCCACACUUGUAGCGUUGGACAUUCGAGGUCAUCAUCUACUUCCAGAGAUGCUCUCAGCAUCACUGACAGAGAGACUACAGAGGCCCGUGAAAUCACCAGAAAAACAGCUCCUCGUAACGCACUAGAAAGUGAAGAAUAUGUUAAAGACAUUAUAGGUUUAUUGAAUGCAAAAGACUUCCGUGAUCGAAUAAAUGGCAUUAAGCAGCUGUUAUCAGAUACAGAGAACAAUCAGGGCUUUGUCAUUGCAAACCUUGUGAAGAUCUUUGAUGCUUUCAAGUCUCGCUUACAUGACUCAAACAGUAAAGUAAAUCAGGUUGCUCUGGAGACCAUGCACAAAAUGAUUCCAUUGCUGAAAGACAAUUUAUCACCUGUGAUCAACAUGUUAAUUCCUGCCAUGGUAGACAACAACCUGAACUCCAAAAAUCCAGGGAUUUAUGCAGCUGCCACAAAUGUUAUUCAGGCUUUAUGCCAACACUUAGACAACUAUUUGCUCCUCCAGCCAUUCUGUACAAAAGCCCAGUUUCUGAAUGGAAAAGCAAAACAAGACAUGACAGAAAAGCUUGCUG